AUGACUAGCGCCGUGUUCUAUGUGCAUGGAGGGGAUUAUGUGACGGGCUCGGUCGACUUCCUGCACAAGCAGAUCGAGGCUAGAGACGAAGCUACGGGAGUCCCGUUUUCCGCUCCGGGCUAUCGUGUCGCACCUAAACACCCGCUUCCAAUCCCUCACGAGGACUGCUUUGCUGCGUUGAAGUGGGUGCACGAAAACGCUGCCGACAUGUUUAGUGUCGAUGACUCGAGACUCGGCGUGUUUGGCGAGAGCGCGGGUGGUGGGUUGGCCGCGGGUCUAGCUCUCAAGGCUCGCGAUGAGAAGUUGUCACCUCCUCUGGCCAAGCAGAUUUUGGUGUACCAAAUGAUGGAUGACCGCAACACAAUUCCAAUUCCCGAGGUCGAGCAUCUGUUCACCUGGUCGCACGACAACGAUGAAACCGCGUGGAAGGCANUCAGCGACAAAGACGGAGAGAUCGAUUGCUAUGGAGCGGCUGCCCGCGCAACCAACCUUCGUGGCCUUCCCAACACGUACCUUGAGGUUGGCUCGUUGGAUGUUUUUUUUCACGACAGCGUUGAUUAUGUCCAGAGGUUACUGCAAGAGAAUGUCAAAGUCGAGCUGCACAUUUGGCCAAGGGUGCCACACGGAUUCGAAGGAUUGGCUCCGCAGAUAAGAUAUGGGAAGAUGGCUGUAGACAGUAGAGAUGAUGCUAUCAGAAGUCUGUGA
Molecule: messenger RNA, 705 nt
Organism: Aureobasidium uvarum
Lineage: Eukaryota; Fungi; Ascomycota; Dothideomycetes; Dothideales; Saccotheciaceae
Source: the annotation of a GenBank genome assembly